This is a messenger RNA of Chenopodium quinoa (quinoa), 3748 nucleotides long. Its product is annotated as DENN domain and WD repeat-containing protein SCD1-like. Gene Ontology annotation, molecular function: protein binding. The record is from RefSeq and is a predicted model, not a curated record. NCBI's taxonomy places the organism in Eukaryota, Viridiplantae, Streptophyta, Magnoliopsida, Caryophyllales, Amaranthaceae. Gene Ontology annotation, biological process: regulation of Rab protein signal transduction. The transcript has 19 exons. Bases 450 to 3227 code for a protein of 925 amino acids. Gene Ontology annotation, cellular component: cytoplasmic vesicle.
UAAAUGGAGUUGGAAAGAGAGAGAAAUAAUAAAAUAUUAGAGGACCCUUAUCAAAUAAGAAAUUGUUGCGAUUAUAAUGAAACGGACGUAGAAAACGAAACUAAGGGACUACAUAACUAACCUUCCUUUGGAAUCCCUCGUAAAAUUGACGUCUUCUAUUUCUGUAGUAUUUCUUCACAAAACAUACCGCGCUGUGCAAACGAACUAACCCAGAUUCAAGUAAAAUAUUCGCAAAACAUACUGCACGACUGAGUCAUUAUCAUUCCACCAAAUCAAAACAACUUCAAUCCUCCAUUAAACAAACAAAGAAAAUUCAACUCACUCAUUCAAAUUUAAUCAAACACCAUGUUCAAAAAUUCCAUUUCCAUAAUCAUUUGGUGGGAAUCUAAACAACCCCAUCAAAUUUUUUUCAUCUCUCUUUUCGUGGGGUUCAAGAGAGGGAAGAAAUUAUGGCACCCCUUUUUGAGUAUUUUGUAGUUUGUGGAAUUGGCCCAGAAAUUCGUACUUUAGAUGGAAGUAAUGGUUAUUAUGGCAUGAAUUAUGUGUAUGAACCUUCUCUUAUUGAUCAGUACCCUCGUUCUGAUCACUCUCUUUAUGCUCCUUUACCUCCUGAGCUUCCUAUGUGUGUUAUGCCGGCAGGGGUUGAGUUCUAUAAAUCAGGCUUGGAUGCUAAUGAUCCCCCUAGUUAUCCUCGGAGCUAUCCCAUUGUUUUGACUGGUAAAGUUGUUAAUGCAGCUAGGAAUAAAAAGAACAUUAUCUCUUUUGAGUACUUCUCAACAGUUGGUACUAAACCAUGGGGAAAGGACCAUGACCUUCAACUAAGGCUUAUAUUCCUGAAGUUCUUUGCUAGGAUUUUAUUGGGAUACCGCAAUUUCAUUGUAAAUAGCACGGAAUGUACCUUUGAUGCUCAAGCAUUUACAAUGCAUUGGUGUCGUUCAAAUAAUCAAGAGCCAGAUCCUAUGGUAGCUGAAUUUCUACUCUCUCAAGGGUUUUCUAACCACAUAGAAAAAGUUUUGUCAUCUGGUGAAAGCAAUGACAACGUCCUUGAUAAGUUGAUAGAUGCAAUUGGGAGAGGUGAAAGUCUUAUGUCUCUCUAUCCAUCAUCUCAUUCAGACUUAAUUAUUAUAACCAUACCAGAUCCUAUAGACGGAGUUAUAGGUGGUGCUAAAUACACAUAUUCUAAAUUUCCUGCUAACAUUAGAGGAGAAGGGGAAGACGAAAAGAGGAAGCAGAUCCUAAAAGACAUUAAAGACAAAGAUGAUGAGGAGAAAGGAUUGAUCUUGGACAUAAAAGUAAAGCUGCAGGGAUUGUGGAUUUCUCUUCUGGAUCUUGGAGAUGCAGAUGUCAUUCUUUCAUCUGAUGAAUAUGAGACAAUUCUUGCUUUACUUGAGACGGAUGCCAAAGGAAUUGUUGGUAGAACCUUGAUUGAAUGUAUAAGAGAUCACAUGAGUGCUGGAUGGAAUGGUCAGUUGUCCGAAGAACAGUUUGUUGCUGUGAAAGAAAUGGUUAAAGAACUUAUUACAUGUGCAACCUACCAAAACGACAUGCCAACUUUGAGAGAGGCGCUUGAAGUUUCAGCGGAGAUGUAUAGGAAGGAUUUCAAUAACGUUUCAGACUACGUCCAACGUCAUCUCAUUUCUUUAUCCAUCUGGGAGGAUACAGGGUUUUGGGAAGCAUUCUUUGAAAGUCUGAUGGAGCAAUCUUUAAGCAAGUCUUCCAGUAAUGAGAGCGUCAUUAUGUCACAACUGAUCUUGAUAGCAUCACAUAUGGGUGGCUUGGGUAUGGCUGAUAUAGAUGCGUGGCCAAUUAUACAAAGUAUAGCGCAGAAAAAUGUCGGUUAUGACCAUUAUAUACAACUUAGAGGGUACCUUUCAUAUAUUCAUCAACUACAAAUGGUUUACUGGGGUAUAUCGGAUUUAAAGGCUCAAUCAUUGUCUUCUUCGGGUUUGCAAUCCCCUCAUUUUCGAGAUGCUACAGUAGACAAUCAACCUUCCAAGGCAUCUACUAUCGCAAAAAAUUGGGUCAGGAGCAUGUUUGGGAGGGAAUCAGUGCUAAAAGUAAACUCUUUCAGCCAUGCUCGUGGCUGGACAUUUGAAACUGAAACAGCAGCUGUAACUGAGAUUGGUACACCCCGCAAACAAAAUUUUCCAAACUCGGGACUAAGGAGAAGUCAAACAAAUGUGCGAGUUCUUAAAGGCCAUCAUAAAGCGAUUACUGCUUUACAUUGUGUCACAAGAAGAGAGGUUUGGGAUCUGACUGGUGAUCGUGAAGAUACAGGCUUCUUUAUAAGUGGAAGUACUGACUGCUCAGUUAAGAUAUGGGAUCCUAGUCAUCAUGGUUCUGAACUUCGCGCAACGUUGAGAGGUCAUACAGGUGCUGUCCGUGCAAUAAGUUCCGAUCGAGAAAAGGUGGUAUCAGGGUCUGAUGAUCUGUCUAUUGUGAUCUGGGAUAAACAUGAAUUUAUCCCUCUUGAAGAGCUUAAGGGGCAUGAGGCACAGAUUAGUAGUGUGCGCAUGCUCUCAGGAGACCGUGUCCUUAGUUCUGCCCAUGACGGAACUGUCACAAUGUGGGAUGCCAGAAAUGGUAGUUGCAUAGCUACAGUUGCCCGUUGCCCAGGUUCUGUUCUUUGCAUGGAAUAUAAUGAUGCUACUGGAAUCUUGGCUGCUGCUGGUAGAGAUAAAACUGUGCACAUAUGGGACAUCCGUGCUGGUAAGCAAGUCCACAAACUAUCUGGCCACUUGAAAUGGAUCCGUAGCAUCAGGAUGGUGGGAGACUCUGUGAUUACUGGAAGUGAUGACUGGACUGCUAGAAUUUGGUCAAUUUCAAGAGGUUCUUGCGAUGCAAUUUUGGCAAGUCAUGGGGGGCCAGUUCUGUGCGUUGAGUAUUCAGCUUUGGAUGGAGGAAUUAUAACAGGAUCUGAUGAUGGCUCAGUUAGAUUCUGGGAAAAUUCUGCGUACAACAUCGAAUGUACUAAAAAUAUAAAUCUUCAUAGUUCUAUAUUGUCUAUUAAUGCUCAAGAGCAAUGGUUGGGGAUUGGGGCUGCAGAUAAUUCUAUGCUGCUGUAUCAUCAGUCUCAGGAUAGAUCAGGUGGGUGGCAGCUGUACAGGACUCCACAUUUUUCAGCUUCCGUGGUUAGAUGUGUUGCUUCAGACCUUGACCGGAAGACAAUCUGUAGUGGAGGUCGUGAUGGUCGACUCAGGCUAUGGGAUGCUACCAUCAAUAUCUAACAGUACACUGAUUUUUGAAUUUUGCUAGUUCGGCUACAUUUGUGGUUUUGGUGGAAGUAAAAAUCAGUUUUCAGAGGAAAACUAGCGAUUGCAAGAAAGGUUUUUAUGGUUUGGCGACUAACACUCCCUCCCUAAAACCUAUGCGUGAAGAACAUGAUGAUCUUGUAACUCUUACAAAGGAUUGUACGCUUUGUUUUCGGGUAUGGGAGUUAGCGAGUUACAUUAACGUCCCAUCAUUUGGUAUUGUUGAAAAUCUAUGCAGUGUUAGUUGCGCAGAGCCAAAGUGAAUACUAUGCAAACUUAUCCUUUCAUCUUCUUGUGAUGAACUGGUUUCGAUUGUCCGUACUACACGACCUGCUGUUAAGUUUAAAAAUUGAAGAUUUGCUUAUUACACACUUGUAUAUUUGAGACAUGAUAAAACUUAUGUAAUUAUUCAUAUUCAAAAAGUAAUUUAUGUAUAUGAUCAAAAUUCAAUCGUCUUUAAAAUGGCUACCAAGAUGGCUAUCACUAUGUUCAAUUUU